GCCAUUUGACGUUGGCGAACCUGCGCGAUGAUAUCACGAGCGGGAUACGUGACGGCGUGACCACCCUACUCAUGUCCGCCUUUAUAAUUAGUGACGGAUCACAAUCUAUGCAACACUACCGACCGCUUUAGUGCCCUUUGCUCAAGAGCCAUGCGGCGAAGUAAAACUGAAGUGGACCGGUACGUCGCCUGCGCACAGACGUCCUCUCCCUCACUCAAGGAGCGCCCUGUCAAAGGCUUUUUAUUUGCUAAACUUUAUUUUGAAGCAAAGGAGUAUGAGCUGGCUAAAAGACAUGUAUCAGAGUAUCUCAAAGUCCAGGAGAGAGAUCCCAAAGCGCACAAAUUCCUCGGACAGCUUUAUGAGCGAGAGGGAGACGUCAACAGGGCGGUAGGAUGUUACAAGCGCUCUGUGGACUUGAACCCGGCCCAGAGAGACCUGGUGCUGAAAGUGGCUGAGUUACUAGUUGGCAAAGAGGGAAGUGACAGCAGAGCCGAGUUUUGGGUGGACAAGGCUGCCAAGUUGUUGCCAGGGAACCCAACAGUCUUCAACCUGAAGGAACGUCUGUUGAGUCGUCAAGGUCAGCAGGGCUGGAAUCAACUGUUUGACCUCCUUCAGGCUGAGCUGGGAGCACGACCAGGAGACGCACAUGUCAACGUGAAGCUGGUCCAGCUUUUUUGUCAGGACGGUCGACUGGAGGAGGCAGUUAAGCACUGCUUGGCCACUGAGAGGAGGGGCUUGAUGCGCCACAGUCUGGACUGGUACACUGUAGUGGUGCAGACACUUCAGGACUACCUGGCUCAGCCCAGCAUGUCUAGCAAUGACAAGAUGUGUCGAGGUCUUCAGAGAGAGCUGCUCUUGGCUCACUGCAACCUUGUGAGAAUCACACUAUCUGGAAGCACUGUGCAGUCCUGCCUUGAUGCUCUCACAUGUUUUGACCGCACAAUGCAGAAGCUGAGCAGUGUUGCAGGCCAAUACACAGAUGAUCUUUGUGAAGUGUUUGUGGAGAUGCGAGCUCACCUGUACCUGCACGCUGGUACACUUCUCUUGAAGCUGGCUCAGGAACGCCACCAGACAUGGAGGGCUGUCAUUGACCUGACGGCACUCUGCUAUUUGCUGGCCCUGCAGGUUCCCAGACCCAAGCCAAAGGUGACCAAGAGAGAUCAGUCAGCCCCACAGCUUCUAGAGCUGCUGGCUAACGACAGACAGAGUCAAGCUGGCCACAUGCUGCUCAAUCUCAGCACAGAUUCAUGCAGCUUGAUCAGAGAGGUGGUGGAGGCAUUUGGGAACCGCAGCGGUCAGGACUCUUUAGUUGAACUACUGUUUGGAACGCAGGCCUCUACUGGAUCCUCUUUCAUUGCUAAUGAUGACAUCCAUUUUAUUAGUGCACAAGCUCCAGAAAUCUCGCAGCUAGCCAAGUGCGAUGCAGGUUCUAUCCUGUUGUAUAGCGGUGACUUGCAACAUCUGAGCUGGUUAGGGUUGCAGUGGGCCAUUUUAGGCCAAAGGCCGUCCUUGCGGCCCUGGCUACAGCAACUUUUCCCCAGACUUACCCUAGAAACUUCCAAACUGGACACAAAUGCACCAGAGUCCAUCUGCCUUCUGGAUUUGGAGGUGUUUAUACAUGGCGUGGUGUUCUGCUGCCAUAGUCAGCUACAGGAGACGGCAAAGAUAAACAGCGGCAUAAACCAACAGCAACAGCAGCUGUAUGAGCCUCGCUGCCUCCCUCUUCCCCUCCUUCGCCUCUUGACCACAGAGAGACAGAGGGAGUGGUGGGAUGCCAUCUAUAGCCUCAUUCACAAACGAGCUGCUCCUGGCAUGUCAGCCAAAUUGCGAAUGAUAAUACAACAUGGAAUGAGCACAUUGCGAGCCGGAGAGAAACAUGGGUUGCAUCCAGCACAGGCCAUCUACUGGGCUCAGUGUCUCAGCCAGACUGGUGAUAGCAGUAACUCGUACUAUGACCAGAAGGAGUACAUCAGCCGCAGUGUCCACUAUUGGAAAGUUGUCCUCCCACUGUUGGACAAGAUCAAAAGCAGAAGAAGCAUACCAGAACCCCUCGACCCCCUCUACAUACACUUUCCAUCCAAGGAUAUUCAGGUCUCCUCUGUGAAGGGUUUUGAAGAAGAAGCCAAAAUAGCUUAUGCAACUCUGCUUGACAUCGAAGGCAAGACCGAGGAGGCCAUUGCAACUUUGGAAUCAAUCAAUAACUUGUCAUCUGUCUGGCUUUUGGCUCAGAUCUACCAGCGGCUAUCUGAGGAGGCCAGCAAUGGAGUUGAGGAGACACAGGACAGGUGCAUCACUUUUCUGAAGAAAUUCAGGGUUUACCUCUCAAAGAUCUACAACGCCAAUGCGGAUGAAGUUGAAAAACUUCCGGUGUCCAUGGAGGAUGUUGUGGACCGUCUUAAUGAUGUGAACCAGCAACUUGGCGAGAGUGGAGAGGAUGAAGAACAGGAGAAGAAUGAUAGUUAUAGAGGACCAGCCCAUUCAAGCCCUGGUUAUCCCGCAGAUUCCAGUGCCACCAUAUCCCACAUAAAAUUUUCCACUCCCUCCCCAAACAAAAGCAUCGUCUCUCCUUCCAAAAGACACCUGAUUUCUCCAAAGACACCACCACACUGGGUGGAGGACCAGAAAAGUCUCCUCCAAAUGCUGUGUCAGCAAGUUGAAGCCCUUAAGAACGAGGUCCAUGACCUGAGAAACAACUCUUCAGCAAAUGUGAGCUCUCCUCAUCACAAAAUGUAUCCCGAGAGCUAUGGCGCUGAAGGGCUUCAGGAGACUUUCACUCCUGUGCAGUCCUACCAUGGCGCCCCCCUGACAGUUUCCACUACAGGUCCCUCUGGGUAUUGCAAUCAGUCUCCAGCAUACAAUUCUCAGUAUCUCCUGCGCACAGCUGCCAAUGCAACCCCCACAAAGGGCCCAAUGUAUGGUAUGAACCGUCUGCCACCUCAGCAGCAUAUGUAUGCCUAUCAGCCGCCGACCCAUACUCCUCCAAUCCAAACCGCCCCUGCCUGCGUAUACCCGCCUCAAGAACAGAGCUUCACUGCCCCUCUUCGAUUUGAAUCGCCAGCAACAAGCCUCCUGUCCCCAUAUAGUGAAGAAUAUUAUAGGCAGAGUGUAACUCACCAAAAUACCAACCCUGCUCUACCCGAACCUGGUUAUUUCACCAAACCAUCUGUAAUCCCUGCUCAGCCACCAAAGAGCAUUGAGGGCAAACCUAUGGAUCUCGGGAAGUUCUCCUUUAGCCAGCAGACACCUGCUGAAGUCCCAAAAGUUCCUAGUUUUGGAACAAGCACAGUUUCACAGUCAAUGCCAUCAGCUGCCUUUAAAUUCAACUCCAACUUUAAAUCCAACGAUGGAGAUUUCACUUUCUCAGCAUCCCAAGCUAAACACAGUGAAAGUUUGCUCGGCCUUCUUACAUCUGACAUCCCAACUACUAAGACUGAUACUUUGCCGGAGAAGCCUCCUACUCAAGAGCAGACAUUGGGCCAAGCAAGUAUUUUCACUUUUGGCAAUAAAAAUUCAUCCAGCUUCUCGUUUCCUAAUACAGUGCAAAGCACAGGUCCUUUGGGUCAUUUUGGGAAAGUAGAGCAGCCAUUUAAGUUUGGAGAUGUUACCAAGCCAGUAUUUGGUCUCGCAAAGUCUGUAACUGAAGAAGAAAAUGCAGCGGAUAGCGACAAUGAUAGCACUCAUGUUGAAGAGGAUGAUGAUUAUGGUCCUCACUUUGAACCCAUUGUACCACUUCCUGAUAAGGUUGAUGUGAAAACGGGUGAGGAAGAUGAGGAGGAGUUUUUUUGCAAUAGAGCAAAGCUGUAUAGAUUUGACACAGAGACAAAAGAGUGGAAGGAACGGGGCAUUGGCAAUGUUAAAAUCUUGAAACAUACAACUACGGCGAAGAUCCGACUCCUAAUGAGACGGGAGCAGGUCCUCAAGAUAUGUGCUAAUCACUACAUAACCACUGAUAUGAAACUGAAACCAAAUGCCGGUUCUGAUAAAUCAUGGGUAUGGAAUGCCAUUGAUUAUGCAGAUGAAAAGCCUAAGCCUGAGCAACUAGCCAUACGCUUCAAAACAAUAGAUGAGGCUUUGCUGUUUAAGAGUAGGUUUGAAGAAGCCCAAAGCAUUGUGGUGAAAUCACAAGAGAAGCAACAAGAGAAGAAAGAAGUUGUAAAAACAUCUAAUCCACUGGAAACUUUGACAGCAAAGUUUGCACUUAAAGAAGGGCAAUGGUAUUGUACUGUCUGCUGUGUGAGAAAUGAGCCCAAUGAUAUUCGGUGCGUUUCUUGUCAAAGCGCCAAUCCCAAUUCCUCUACAACACAAGACAUGGUAGCUGACGAAACAAAAGUCACUCCCUUUUCUUUCAAAUUUGGGACAAGUGAAUCAAAAACCACCAGUUCUGGCUCCACCUUUCCUGGAUUUAGCGCUUUCGGGACUUCAUCCGCUUCAUCUUUUACGUUUGCCACAAAUUCUAGUAAACCUGCUGACACAAUAGUAAAGCAAAGUGCGUCAACAAGCAAGAACUCAGAAUCCAUUGUGAGUUCUGCAUUUGGCAGCCAAUUUACAAAGAAACCAGAUCAGUGGGAGUGUGAUGUAUGUUAUGUAAAAAAUGAAGCUGGUGCAGACAAUUGUGUUGCCUGUACAAAUCCAAACAACAUCACUAAAUCAAAAGAAGGAGCUCCUGUGGUUGCAAAUCUAUCUACAGUACCGGUUUCAGCUUUUGGAGCUGAUUUAGUAAAGAAUGAUGGGCAGUUACAAGCAAAAUUUUCCAAGGCCGGUCAAUGGGAGUGUGACACCUGUUUGUUGAGAAAUGACUCCACUAGCAGUAAAUGUGUUGCCUGUCAGACACCAAAUCCUAAUGCGGAAAGGACUAGUACUACUACUGCAUCACCCUCCACCUUUAGCUUUAACUUUGGAGUGAAGACAGCAUCAGGCCUGCCGACCGGAACUGGCUUCCCAGCACCUUUUGGAGAUGGCAGUUCAUUUCAGUUUGGGCAAAACAAAGUUGAAACUUCUGUGGCUUCUUUCAAGUUUGAAGCUUCCCAGUCUGCUCCAAGUACAACAAGUUCUUCUGGAUUCUCUUUCUCCAUGCCUAUGCCUGCAGGUGGCUUUACAUUUGGAAUUCCGAGUACUGCAAAAGAUGAAACAGAUAACUCAACCUCAUCUGAACAGAUGGUUUCAGGUUCAGCCUCCAGCUUUCUUAAAAGCAUUGCUGAUAAACAGAAAGUGAAAGAAAAUGAUUUUACUCCCCCAGAGGUCAGUCAAGAGCUUGAGACAAAUCCAUUAAUAUCUGGUAAAACUAAUGCUUUUAGCUUUGCCGACCUGGCAAAGUCUUCUGGAGGAGACUUCCAGUUUGGCCAGAAGGACCCCAGUUUCAAAGGUUUCUCUGGCGCUGGUGAACAACUGUUCUCGUCAACACCCACCAAGAUGAAUGCCACAAAUGAGCAGGGGGAAGAUGACAUGUAUAAAACUGAAGAAAAUGAUGACAUCCAGUUUGAACCAGUGGUUAAAAUGCCCGAGAAAGUUGAUCUUGUCACGGGGGAGGAGGAUGAACAGGUUCUUUAUUCCCAGCGUGUCAAACUGUUCCGAUUUGAUGCAAACACCAGUCAGUGGAAAGAACGUGGGGUGGGAAUCUUGAAAUUCUUGAAAAACAACUCUAAUGGCAGACUUAGGGUUCUAAUGAGAAGAGAGCAAGUUCUGAAGGUGUGUGCUAACCACUGGAUCACUACCACCAUGAAUCUUAAGCCUCUAGCGGGCUCAGAUAAGGCAUGGAUCUGGAUGGCCAAUGAUUUCUCUGAUGGCAAUGCCAAACCUGAACAGUUGGCUGCCAAGUUUAAAAGUACUGAACUCGCUGAGGAAUUCAAGGCAAAGUUUGAAGAAUGUCAGCGACUCCUCUUGGACAUCCCCCUACAAACUCCACACAAACUGGUCGACACAGGCAGAACUGCACAUCUGAUUCAGAAAGCUGAGGAAAUGAAGUCUGGUUUGAAAGACCUGAAAUCCUUUUUGACCGAUGAUAAAACAAAGGUGAAAGAUGAUGACAGCCAGUUACCGUCCACUGUCAAAUCCAUUUCAAGUCUUUUAAUCAAGCCUCACAAUGAAACCAUUGGGCCGACUUUGGAGUGGGAUAACUAUGACCUAAGAGAAGAGGCUUUGGAUGACACAGCCGAUUCGUCGGUCUAUGCCUCUCCACUCUCCAGCAGCCCACUAAGAAAGAACCUUUUCCGCUUUGGGGAGUCCAUGGGUGGCUUCAGCUUCAGCUUCCAACCUGGCAUAAGCGCCUCCAAGUCUCCUGCCAAGCUUAACCAGAGCCGAUCCUCAGUGGGCACAGACGAUGAGCAAGAUGUUACACAGGAUGAGGAGAGAGACGGUCUGUACUUUGAACCUGUAGUUCCCCUGCCUGACCUGGUUGAGAUUUCCACAGGUGAAGAAAAUGAACAAGUUGUCUUCAGUCACAGAGCCAAACUCUAUCGGUAUGAUAAAGAAGCGAGUCAGUGGAAGGAGAGAGGUAUUGGAGAUCUCAAAAUCUUACAAAAUUAUAACACAAAACGGGUUAGGUUGAUUAUGAGACGAGACCAGGUACUUAAGAUCUGUGCGAACCAAUGGAUUACAGCAGCCAUGAAGCUAGAACCUAUGAAGGGUGCAGAGAAGGCCUGGGUGUGGAGUGCACUGGACUUUGCUGAGGAAGGAGAUGGUAAAGUGGAGCAGCUGGCUGUGAGAUUUAAAUUGCAGGAAACCGCAAACAUAUUUAAGCAGGUUUUUGAUGAGGCCAAGAUUGCUCAGGAGAAAGUGGAACUUAUGACUCCCGUGACAGCCAUAAUUUCUCAGGACAGUGGAGACUCUUCAAAAACUGCUACAACUGUGUGUGGGAAGGCAGCUAUUGCUGUUUUAGAAGAGACCACAAAGGAACGCACUGAACUCUUCAUUGAUAAUAAAUUCUCCGGGUCCCAAAGUCCAGUCAACCCCACCAAGUCAGUGAUGUCGCCCCCUAAGUUUGUGUUCGGCUCUGACAGUCUUCAGAAGAUAUUUGGCAGUCCAAAAUCAAACUCUGAUAGUGGUGAUUGUGAAGCCAGUUUGAAAGCUAAAGAUUCUCCACAUCCUAAUGAGGGCUCAUCUGCGCCCCCUGCAUUCAAAAUUCCACAGAAAGGACUGGAUUUUAGGCUUUUCAAAGAUAACCCAAUGGCCUUUUGGACGAGCACAUCGAGCACUCGGUUUGAAAGUCCAGGUACUCUCAUGACCGCAGUGUGUCUUAACACUUCUCAGCUGUCACCGAGAUGUGCAGAGUCAGAUGAGGACUCUGAGGUGGAGAUCGUGUAUGUCAGGGAACCCACCGCUGAACAAGCUGCUUUAGCGAGGAAAUUACUGCUGCCGCUCACCUUUUUCUGCUACCAGAAUGAACCAGGCUACACCAGUGACAAUCAACCUGAUGAUGAGGACUACGAGUCUGCAGUGAAAGCCUUGAAUGGAAAACUUUACCCCGAUCCUUCUGGAAAAAAAGACACUGAGUCUGCUAACGAGCCUGACUGCCAGGUUGUUUGGGAGAAAAAGCCAACGCCCGAGGAGGAGGAGAAGGCCAAGAGCCUUCAGCUUCCAACCACCUUCUUUUGUGGCCUGAGCACCACUGACAGCGACCAGGAUUGUGACAAGGCGGAGGACUUUGAGACGGAAGUCCGCAAGGCCCAACAGGAACUGGAUGCCCAAUUAAACACAGCUGAAAAGGUAUCCAGUGGCCCUGCUGAAGAGAAGACAUCCGAUCCGUCCCCGAGCUACAAGUCCAGCACAGGGGAAGACGUGUCAAAGCAGUCAGCAGACGUGCAGACACAAGGUGCCAGUAGCAACAGCAACAACGGCUCUCCGAUAGACCUGUCAACUAAGACCGAGCGAGAGACCCCCGCUGCCCUCUCUGCUGCCCCCUUUGCUGCCCCUCCUGCUCUUACAAGUACAGGUACACCCAGCUUUGGCUUCACCACAGCCGAGGGCUUCUCUUUUGCUGACCUGGCCAAAAAUACAGAAGCCUUCGCAUUUGGAACAGAAGAUUCCAACUUCUCUUGGGCUAACGCAGGCGCUGCUGUAUUUGCUUCUUCGGGGCCGACAUCAUCCAACAUCAACAAUGAUGUAGGCGCAAGUGAAGAACAGGACUCCCCAAAAAAUGUUGACAUACACUUUGAACCUAUCGUGUCACUGCCAGAGGUGAAAACCAAGUCUGGAGAGGAGGACGAAGAGAUCCUCUUCAAGGAGCGUACCAAGCUGUACCGAUGGGACAGGGAGCUCAGUCAGUGGAAGGAGCGCGGCGUUGGCGACAUCAAGAUCCUCUACCACCCGGCCAAGCGUUUCUACCGGAUCCUCAUGCGGAGAGAGCAGGUCUUCCGUGUUUGCGCUAACCACAUCAUCUCGCAGGCGAUGGAGCUGCAGCCUACGAACACUUCGCCCAACGCUCUCAUCUGGACCGCCACAGACUACUCGGACAGCGCCGAGGGUGCCGUGGAGCAGCUCGCGGCCAAGUUCAAAACCCCCGAGAUCGCCGCGUCCUUCAAGAAGACCUUCUCCGAAUGUCAAAGCCACAUCGGCCACAAUGACGACGCGUCGUCCGGCCCCGCGCCGAUGAUAUCUAGAAUUCAGGAGCACUCCAGAGACUCCAACCCGCAGGUGUUUCUCGCCGUGGAGGCGGACGGCCAGCCGCUCGGCACCAUCACCGUCGAGCUCUUCUCUCACCUCGUUCCCAAGACGGCGGAAAACUUUAGGGCGCUCUGUACUGGGGAGAAAGGCUUCGGGCUGAGGGGCUCCAGCUUCCACAGGGUCAUACCGGACUUCGUGUGUCAGGGCGGCGACAUCACCAACAGCGACGGGACAGGCGGAAAGUCCAUCUACGGUGCCAAGUUCGAGGACGAGAACUUCGACGUCCGCCACACAGGCCAGGGCAUCCUGUCCAUGGCCAACCGCGGUCGCGAUACCAACAAUUCCCAGUUCUUCAUCACAUUGAAAAAUGCGGAACACCUGGACUUCAAGCACGUGGCUUUUGGCUGGGUUCGACAGGGCAUGGAAGUGGUGCAACAGAUGGGGAAGCUCGGCACAAAGGGAGGCGUCCCCUCCAAGAAGCUUCUCAUUGCUGACUGUGGACAGAUUUAGAGUUCUUAAAUAUUUGAAGCUCGCACAGUCCAAUGGUAUCAAAGAAUUACACACUGACCACAGCACUACUGGUCAAGAGCCACAAAUAUUUUGUAGGAGGUGACGUUAAGAUCUCAUACAUUGAAAUUGUCUAUAUAAUUGUACAUUAACUUUUUUUAAGUUUUGUUUUUGUCUUGCAUGUGCUUAAUUUGAAUGCUGGUACUCUUUACACACACAUACACUGCCCUUUUGACCAAUCUGUAGUUCUAACUUAACAAAUAGAAUGUUAUUUGAAAGCACCAUUGCCUUCUAACUGCCCCUGCCAUCUCCCUGUUCCAUGAAGACUUCCUAAUAGUGUUGUUUGUAUCCUACCCGGUAUUCAUUGUUGUCUGCAUAAAACAUGGAUUGUUUCAUCAAAAGGAGUUCAGUUCAAGAUUCCAUAUGAGCAAGAAUAAAGAUGCUUUAUGACUAA
Molecule: messenger RNA, 9559 nt
Organism: Phyllopteryx taeniolatus (common seadragon)
Lineage: Eukaryota; Metazoa; Chordata; Actinopteri; Syngnathiformes; Syngnathidae
Gene: ranbp2
Product: RAN binding protein 2
Exons: 30
Coding region: 151-9108 (2985 amino acids)
Biological process (GO): NLS-bearing protein import into nucleus; protein peptidyl-prolyl isomerization
Cellular component (GO): cytoplasm; nuclear pore
Molecular function (GO): peptidyl-prolyl cis-trans isomerase activity; protein binding; GTPase activator activity
Source: RefSeq, a predicted model, not a curated record